CCCUUUUAUGACACUAUUUCUGUUUUAUGAACAAUUCGGCUUAGAAACACCCCACCCGUCGCACACUUGCGUUGCUAUGCUACCAAUCUGCUUGUAAAGUCAACAAAAGUUUGUGCGGGACUUUUCGGUGCGAGCCUGCCAGCAAUUCCACCUAGAGGAGAAAUUAAAGGGACUACCGAUAAUGACAAAGAAGAGCAUCAAAUGUAUACAACGAAGUAGAAUAUCCCCGCUUAUGUGUAUCAACAGGUGUGGACGUCUAUUCAAGCAUGCCAACACCACUUGGCGUCCGCCACCAAGACCUCUUGAUCCCUUUCACAACCGUCAAAUGGACCCACAACAUGUGAAUCAUGUCUCAAAAUCCAUCAACAUCAACAAAUCUGUUAUCGGACUCGAUUGAAGGCUUAUCGCAGCACAAUUCAUUCGGACAGUCUCAAGCCGUAUGCUGACAUGAGUUAGUGUUCAGGCCACCAAUCAAACGCCCCAGCAUGCCAACUUUACCUCGUUUGGUACUGAGUCAGCCACAGAACGCUCUCAAAACGGCAGGUCUAUCCUGUCCCCAACACCUUUCCCCGCAGACUACUGCACUGAGAGGCAGCUUAACGACCCAGCUACCAUAACUGCCAAAAUCUACCAGUAAUUUUAAGCCCUUGGGACGAACAGAUUGUCCAACCUCCCAGGCGGGCCUAGAUAGUUUAAGGUGUCAGAAAUCGAGCUCGUCCCAGUCCUCUGGGCCCGCGGGGCCAGUAAGCAAUGCCAUCGCUAUCCAUCCAGUCCUCUGUGCCCCUGUCACACACCACAGACCAUCCACCACCACCAUAUCGAGGCCAAUCCAACAUCCUCGCCGAGUCUAGCGCGAUAGAUAGAUAGCUCUUAUCGCGAGACUGACAGGGCGUGGUUGAAAAUCGGUGCGAAUCACAGAUGCGGAAUCAAGCCACCAGUCUGUCACGCCGACAUGGUAGGGUAGUUAAGCUAUGGUAGAGCUGCAUUGUGAUAAGUAGAUCGGGGAGGCCGCGACGGGGUUGGUUUAAACGUCGACCUCAAAUUUGCAGCUCGUUGUUUUAAUCUCCUGCUUUCUGUCUUCUUGAAUCUCAUACAGCAACUGGAAGCUUGUAAACCUGUUAAGCAGAAAGUAAAGAAAGAAUACUCCUCUUUAGAAGCUUUAGAGCUGUGGGUGAUUGGUGCAGUAGGAUUAAGAUGGCGGAAUCGGAGCCGGUCGUGAGAACGAACUCGAAGUCAGGUUUGGACGAUGAAGCUGUCCUUGCGUCGCUGGGUUAUAAGCAGGAAUUGCGCAGAGAUUGGGGGCUGGCGCAUAAUUUUGGGAUUUCCUUUUCUAUUAUUUCAGUAAUCACAGGCAUCACCACCCUCUUCAGCUAUGGAUUGAAUACUGGUGGACCAGGAGUCAUGAGUGUGGGAUGGAUUGUCGUUUCCGUCUUCACGAUGUUCGUUGCUCUGGGCAUGGCGGAGAUCGUAUCUGCUAUUCCAACGGCUGGUGGUCCGUAUUACUGGGCAGCGAUUCUAGCCCCAGAGAAACACUCUGCGUUUGCCUCGUGGAUAACAGGAUGGUUCAACCUCCUCGGUCAAGUAGCCGUCACAACAGGCAUCUCUUUCGGCUGCGCAGGUCUCAUCUCAACAACCGCAACCGUAAAAUCAAGCUACACCCCCACUGCCGCCAAAACCAUCGGCAUCUACGCCGCUGUCCUGAUCUCACACGGCGUCGUCAACACCUUUGGCGUCCACGUCCUCAAAUACCUGAAUAACGUGUCCAUCGCUUUGCAUUCAGCAGGAGUAACAGCCAUCGCCAUCGCCGUGCUAGCCAAAGCUCCAACACAUCAAAGCGCUAAAUUCGUCUUCGCGACCUUCUACGACGGAACUGGCGAUCCAGGAUGGAGUAUCAGAGCUUCACCAGCAUAUGUCGCUUGUUGCGGUGCGCUGAUGUCGCAGUAUACACUCACCGGCUUCGACGCCUCCGCUCAUCUAUCUGAAGAAACGAGAAACGCUUCCUGGUCUGCUCCCAUUGGAGUCAUCAGCUCAGUUGGCUUCUCAGCACUUUUCGGGUUCUUCGUCAUUCUGAGCUUCUUGUUCUCGAUCCAGGAUUUCGACGCUACGAUUGGAAGCGAUUAUGCACAGCCGGUGUUACAGAUAUUCGUGGAUGUGUUUGGUACUGAUGGCGCGGUGGUGGUUAUGAGCGUUGUGAUGAUUUGUGUCUGGCAUUGUGGGCUGUUCUCUAUGACGAGUAAUUCCAGGAUGAUGUUUGCGUUUGCAAGAGAUGGUGGGAUUCCAAACUUCUUCCACAAAGUCGACCACCGCUUCCGCUCACCCAUCCGCACCGUCUGGCUCGCCGCCUUCCUCUCCUUCUGCCUCGCCCUCCCCUCCCUCGGCUCGUCCGUCGCCUUCGCAGCCGCAACCUCAAUCGCUACAAUCGGCCUGUAUAUCUCCUACGGCAUCCCCAUCCUCAUCGGCCUCAUCUACCACCGCGAAUUCAUCGCUCGCAAGGGGCCCUUCAAUCUCGGCAUGCUGUCCCGCCCUGUAGCGUUCAUAGCCGUGUCCUGGAUCGGCUUCAUCACUGUUAUCUUUUGCUUGCCGACGGCGAAUCCGGUGACGAGUCAGACGCUGAAUUAUACGGUUGUUGCGGUGGGGAUUAUUGCUAUUUUCAGUCUGGGAGCUUGGGUGCUGUGGGCGAGGAAGUGGUUUGUUGGGCCGGUGAGGGAGGUUGAGGAGGCGGGGAGGUUGGGUGUUGAUUUGCUGGAGCCGGGGGCGUUGGAGAGGGCGGAGAUGGAGAAGGAGAAGAAUGGAGUUGGUGAUGGAGUCGUGGUUGAGAAAUAGAUCUGCUUCUUGGGUGAGAGUAGGGCAAUGAGUGAGCUGGUGAGUGGUGUGGAUUGUGAUUUACUUCGUAGUUUGAAUAAGCGUUUUGUACCCUGAUGGGGUCGUAUUUGGCGGAUUAUAUUCUAUGUGAUCAAGAUAUGCACCUUCGUAGAGUUCUCUGACUCCAUACUCUGAUGUCCAGACGCAAUCCAACUGUCCUUAUCACGAGGGAAAGAUUUUGGAAUGGGAGUCCAUUCAUAGCUGAGUUUGGUUAUGAGGAAUAAGUCCGGACAGUAGAGGGCGACUUUGGUGAACAGCUUGUUCACUUCGAAAGCUGGUAGAUAGUUUCGGGAUAAAAAUGGAAAACAUAGCAGCUAGGAUCUGAUUCAUACAUUAUUUUGCCCCAUUGUAACUUUCAAGCGAGCUCUAGAGACUUCACGGUGCUCGAAGUACAGAGCAGUAUAAGCUUUUCUCCUAGGUUCAAAGAUCAUAAGAAGUGAAUCCGAGAGAUUUAGGUAACUUAAAGAGGAAAGG
Messenger RNA from Cadophora gregata, 3336 nucleotides. RefSeq lists its product as uncharacterized. Gene Ontology annotation, cellular component: membrane. Gene Ontology annotation, molecular function: transmembrane transporter activity. NCBI's taxonomy places the organism in Eukaryota, Fungi, Ascomycota, Leotiomycetes, Helotiales, Ploettnerulaceae. The record is from RefSeq and is a predicted model, not a curated record. The transcript is spliced from 5 exons. The coding region runs from base 1195 to 2823 and encodes 542 amino acids. Gene Ontology annotation, biological process: transmembrane transport.